AUGGCGGUGGCGAUGCUGCGCGACUGGUGCCGGUGGAUGGGCGUGAGCGCGCGCAAGGGCCUGCUGGUGCUCGGCAUCCCGGAGGACUGCGAGGAGACGGAGGUGCACGAGGUCCUGGAGGCCGCGCUGUGGCCUCUGGGCCGCUUCUCCGUGCUUGGGCGGGUGUUUCGCGAGGAGGAGAACGCCACGGCGGCCCUGGUGGAGCUGGCCCAGGAGGUGGACUACGCGCUGGUGCCCCGGGAGGUUCCGGGCAGCGGGGGGCCCUGGCGCGUGGUGUGCGUGCCCCGCUGCUCGGGCGAGGAGGUCCUGGGCCGCGUGUUCCACUUCCUCGAGCAGCAGGGCCAGACGGUGGAGAGCGUGGCUGGCGCCCUGGGGCUGGGGCUGCGGCGCGUGUGCUGGCUGCGCUCAGUCAGCCAGGCGGUCCGGCCCUGGGUGGAGACCGUGCGCUACCAGCCCCUGGGCGUGUUCUCCGGGCGCCAAGAGCCGGGCCCGGGAGAGGAGCCCUUCGAGGCCUGGCUGGACCACGCCAGCGACAUGCUGCACGUGUGGCAGGCGGUCUCGGAGAGGGAGCGGCGGCGGCGGCUGCUUGAGGGCCUGCGCGGCACCGCCCUGCAGCUGGUGCGCGGGCUCCUGGCUGAGAACCCUGCUCGCACGGCGCAGGAGUGCCUGGCCGCGAUGGCCCAGGUGUUUGGGGACACCGAGUGCGAGGCCGUCACGCGGCUGAGGUGUCUGACUGCUGAGCAGAAGCGGGGCGAGCGCCUGUCUGCCUUCGUGCUGCGGCUGGAGGUCCUGCUGCAGAAAGCCAUAGAGAAGGGGGCCCUGGCCAGAGCCGCGGCCGACCACUUGCGCCUGAGGCAGGUGCUCACCAAGGCCACCCUCAUCGAGCCGCUGGACGAAGCGCUGCGGAAACUGAGGCUGGUUGGCAGGGCGCCCAGCUUCCUGGAGAUGCUGGGCCUGGUCCGGGAAUCCGAGUCGUGGGAGGCCACUCUAUUCAGGAAUGAGAGGGCCCAGGCCGAGGAAGGGGCUCGGGGUGGAGGCAGGGCAGAGGCUGACAAGGCAUUGGGGGUGCAGGGAUGCCCGGGAGGCCCAGGCUGUGGUGGGCCCGAAGGCCUCGCCCAGGCAGGAGGCCCGGAGGCCGAGGAGGCU
This is a messenger RNA of Orycteropus afer afer, 1146 nucleotides long. RefSeq names its product PNMA family member 6A (gene PNMA6A). The annotation marks the transcript as partial. The record is from RefSeq and is a predicted model, not a curated record. NCBI's taxonomy places the organism in Eukaryota, Metazoa, Chordata, Mammalia, Tubulidentata, Orycteropodidae. The transcript is spliced from 2 exons.